ACAUCACUUCUUUGGUGGAAACUUCAGUGACAAGUUUAGCUCCUGCUGUGAUCAGUGCGCCAUUUCGUAUCCCACAAUCGAGACCCUCGCCCCCGCUAUAAGGAUUUAAAUCACUAGUUCUGCCCCCUCCAAAACUAAGUUCAGUCCGACAUGAAGUUCUGUGCUGCCGUGGCUCUGCUACUGAUCGCCGGCAUUGUGGCCAGCGGCGAUGCCCUGCCCGCCAGGAAAAGAAUGGUCUACCUCCAGCAGCCCGCAGCAGCAGAGUGGUACGGAUCCGCACCCCAUCAGCGCUUCAUGUAUAUGCAGUAUGUCCAGCCCGGCCGCACCCACGCCCGUUCCACCCAGGCAGCCAGUGCCCUCGUGGCCGGAGAGACCGUAGCCACCGGAACCUACCUGAAGGAUUGCAAUCACGCAGAGUCUGAUACUAGCGCCGAGGGAGUCCCAGCUGACGAUGUCCUCGCAGCCGCCGGAGCCCACGGCGCAACCUCCGUGGCCGAGGCUUAUCCCGACCAAGCGCCAGUUGUACAGGUGGCCACCAAUUCCGACGUAGCACCCCAAGCCGAGUCAGAGGCUGAACCCGAGCCCGAGGCCGCAGACGACGCCGCUAAGGUUCCACGAGACUUCAACUUCGCCGCCGAGGAAGCCUCCGUCGGCUCUGCUGCUGAGGAGGAAUCAGUUCCCCUGCCCGUUGCCGAGGCCGAGCUUCCAGCCCCCGCUCCCAUUGCUCCAGUGGCCGCCGUGGUGCCAGCGAACCGCUACCUGCCCGCCAAGAAGAAGGUGAUCGUCGAGCUGGAUCAGGAGGAGGAGGAGCCCCAGGCCGCCGCCAUUGAAGACGAGGAGGAAGUAGAGAACGCUGUGGCCGACGACGUUGAGGAGGACGAGGAGGAGCUGUCCGUGCCCGUAAAACCCAUUAACCCUGUGCGCGUGCCCAACGCCCGUCGUCCCGCAGACAAGAAGCCUGUGAAGGCUGCUUCUCCUGCCGGCAAGCCCUCCAAGAAGCCCGCCGCCCCUCUGCCCGCUGGCACCUUUUUCCCAAUCGAUUUCGGAGGCACCAACGGCGGCGCCAUUGCCAUUGCCAACUCUUUCAGCACCGGCGAGGGCGGAUCUGCUACCAGCCACGCCAUCGCAUACGGCUCUCCGGAGUCCGCCGUCCGCCGAGCCCGCCCCAAUCCCAGCAAGUUCCGCCACUAAUCCUUGAACCACACCUUGAUGGCGCCAGCAACUGCGAGGGCACCCGAAUCAAAUCAGUCUAAAACGAUUCUCCUGUAAUUAUUAGCAAAUUUGUCAAUCUUUGAGCGCAAUAAAAUAAAGUUUUAUGUUUUU
Molecule: messenger RNA, 1323 nt
Organism: Drosophila melanogaster (fruit fly)
Lineage: Eukaryota; Metazoa; Arthropoda; Insecta; Diptera; Drosophilidae
Exons: 3
Coding region: 151-1191 (346 amino acids)
Source: RefSeq, marked reviewed